Morchella sextelata is the source of this 1314-nucleotide messenger RNA. RefSeq lists its product as uncharacterized. The record is from RefSeq and is a predicted model, not a curated record. The transcript has 5 exons. NCBI's taxonomy places the organism in Eukaryota, Fungi, Ascomycota, Pezizomycetes, Pezizales, Morchellaceae. Bases 1 to 1314 code for a protein of 437 amino acids.
AUGACCCGUGUAAAUCAUCGUUGGAAUGCUCUUGCACUCCCGGUACUAUACGAAACUGUCAUCAUCGGCUGUUAUGGUACCAAUGCGGCGGAAUCGGAGGCAGCUAUUCGACAUGUCAAUGGCGUUACAUUUCCCAACAGGGGGGAUCAUAAACUAAAGCUUGUCCAACAUAUAAGGCUCUAUACUUCUUCACACUACCUUUCGCCAAGGGGUGUUACUGUGCACGAAUUCUCGAACAUCAAGACUUUGACUUUAUUUUCUCUGGACCGCAACUGUCACCAGGAGUCUUACUACCGAAUGUUAUACUCUGUCGUGAUGCAAAAUUUACAAAGUAUACAUAUAGGAUUACGGUGUGAAGCAGCUGAACUACAAUUUCCAAAACUGUUCAGCGCGAGCUGUGUGCUUCAAGGUCUACCGAAACUUGAAAUGAUUCGAUACAGCCGCUUGAGAACGAAGAGCGAGAUUGCAAGAAUGGGCGAGGCUUCUGAUGAAGAGGUGGUUGUUGAAGAUGCGCUUGGUGGCGGUGCGUUGGUGGGUAAAUAUGAUGGAACUAUGACAUCCAGCCAGGUUUUUUCAAACUAUAUUCACCACCUCUCAACUCUACCUCAUCUCAAAACCAUAGAUCUGGACCUUGGCAUUACCCCCGACUCAUUUGUUGACCUUCGAGGCAGCCUACCAAGCAGUUUCAAUAUCCUUUCCGAAUUUCUCAAGACGAGAGAAACUCAAAACACCAAGAUGAAUCGCGAGAAAAAACUGAUGCUUUUCUCAAAAACCCAAUUUAAUGAGCUCGUCAAAGACUUCACCGACGAAAUUACCCGCCGGAAUACUCGCUCUUCAGAUGGUCAUGCUUUGACAAGCCAUCUUCAACCCGUUGACGAAUACUCACACAAACGAAAUCAGAUCGUACCCACAAUUGUCGGUACCGGGGUGCGAUUAUUGCGUGUGCUACCAAAGGAAAAACGCCAUCCAGGGUUGGUGCAAGCUCUUCGUGACAUGCAAGUAUACUGCACUACCCUGAUGUACGAGAGCUUAGCCGAGUACGGAAUGGACAAAGUUGAAAGGCUUCGUAUCAGAAUGGGCCUUGAUGGACCGUGGAUGGAAAUACUUAUCCGUCGGGACGAGGAAAGUUCCGAAGUGGAGGUUGUGACGUUGUUUUCGGAUUUGGUUAUUCCGGAAGAGCUUGAGAAUAUGCUACCCGUUGGGCAGCGAUGGGGAUGUUAUGCGAUGUAUCGAAAUAAUAAGAGGACAGUUGAUAGCUGUGCUUUGUUGGAAUUUAAAGGGGAAAGGUGGUGUCCUGUUACCCAGUACAUUUAG